AUGUUACCUGUGACGAUGAGAACGUCAGUGCUGCUGCUGCUACUACCCCUGAGUCAGGCUGUUCCCAAACACGGCACCACAAGGCUGGACCCUGACGUGCAGCAUCCACCUCUACCCAACCCCUUCCAGCCAGGCCAGGAGCAACUUCAACUUCUGCAGAGCUACCUAAAGGGACUAGAGAGGAUGGAAGAGGAGCCGGAGCACAUGAGCCGGGAGCAGGUUCUCCUCUACCUCUUUGCUCUCCACGACUACGACCAGAGUGGACAGCUGGAUGGCCUGGAGCUGUUGUCCAUGUUGAUAGCAACUCUGGCCCCUGGAGCUUCCGACUCUCUCACCACCAACCCGGUGAUCCUGGUAGUGGAUGAGGUGCUGGAGACCCAGGACCUGAAUGGGGAUGGGCUCAUGACCCCUGCAGAGCUCGUCAACUUCCCUGGAGAGGCCCCGAGGCACACAGAUCUCAAAGAGCCCCCAGAGCCACAGGAUGUUGGGAGGCGGCCUCUGUUGGCUAAAAGCCCGUCAAGAGAAGAAGCACAUGAAGCCCCAGGUCCCAGAGAAGAAGCUGGGGGACAGGUGGAGGCCAGAAGGGAGUCCUUGGAACCUGUACAGGAGGCUGGGGGACAGGCAGAGGCUGCAAGAGAAGCCCCAGGCCCUGGCGGGGAGGUUGGGGGACAGGUAGAAGCCAGGGACACUGGAGAGAGAGCAGAAGAGCUUCCAGGGGAAACACUGGAGUCUAAGAAAACCCCAAAUGAGCUUGAGGUUCAUGCUGUUCAGCUGGAGAAUGAUGCGAUAUAAACCUUGAGGAUACAGGUUUGCACACCUACAAGCCUCAGUGCCAGAACAUAUGCCCCAAAGGGUAGGGUGUGUGUUAGGGCAACGGCCACCUCUGUGCCCCCUUCCUGGCCCCAGUACGUGGCAGGUCUUUCUGUGCAGCUCAGGGAGACCCUAAGUUGAAGGGCAGAUUUAGGGCCCAGAAAACCAAUAAAGAACCAAAUGAACCCA
Molecule: messenger RNA, 999 nt
Organism: Lagenorhynchus albirostris (white-beaked dolphin)
Lineage: Eukaryota; Metazoa; Chordata; Mammalia; Artiodactyla; Delphinidae
Gene: CGREF1
Product: cell growth regulator with EF-hand domain 1
Exons: 5
Coding region: 1-792 (263 amino acids)
Molecular function (GO): calcium ion binding
Source: RefSeq, a predicted model, not a curated record